Chelonoidis abingdonii (Abingdon island giant tortoise) is the source of this 768-nucleotide messenger RNA. RefSeq names its product olfactory receptor 10C1-like. Lineage: Eukaryota; Metazoa; Chordata; Testudines; Testudinidae. The record is from RefSeq and is a predicted model, not a curated record. Gene Ontology annotation, cellular component: membrane. Gene Ontology annotation, biological process: G protein-coupled receptor signaling pathway. Gene Ontology annotation, molecular function: olfactory receptor activity; G protein-coupled receptor activity.
UUGUCCUUCCUGGAGAUCUGCUACACCUCAGUCACCCUGCCCAAGGCACUGUCCAACCUCCUCUCAGAGAAUAAAGCCAUCUCCCUUGCUGGUUGUGCUGUACAGAUGUAUUUCUUUCUAUUCUUUGGUGUUACUGAAUGCUGCCUCUUUGCAUCUAUGGCCUAUGACCGCUACAGUGCCAUAUGCAAACCACUGCAAUACAUGACCAUCAUGAAUAAGAGGGCUUGCAUUCAGCUGACAGGUGGCUCGUGUAUCUGUGGCACCCUGGUGGCUGUGGGGCACACAACCUUCAUCUUCUCACUUCCUUUCUGUGGGUCCAAUGUGAUCAACCCCUUCUUCUGUGAGAUCCAGACAGUGCUGAAGCUGGUGUGCGAGGACACCUACUGGAUUGAGAUCCAGAUCUCUGUGGGUGCUGCAUUUGUCCUCAUGAUGCCUUUCAUGCUGAUCCUGGUGUCCUACAUCUGUGUCAUCUCCACCAUCCUUAAAAUUAGGUCUGCCAAAGGCAGACGCAGAGCCUUCUCCACCUGCUCCUCACACCUCAUUGUGGUGACGUUGUUCUACGGGACAGCACUUAUCAUGUACAUGCGCCCCAAGUCCAGCUUCUCUCCAGAUGUGAACAAGUUACUCUCUCUGUUCUACUCAGUGGUGACUCUAAUCUUGAACCCCAUGAUCUACAGCCUCAGCAACAAGGAGGUGAAAGAUGCCUUGAGGAAAUCAGGGAUGAAGGUAUUUCAUCCACAAAAAAUAGGUAUAUUUUUCUCCAGCUAG